AACAGACAACAGGGGCCCCCAGUUGCUUGCGACAAGCCAUAGAGCAGGUGAACUGGUGUGCAUCAGGCGACGCUCUGCAGUGCCCCUCGGCGGUCCGAAAGAAGGGCUGCUGUGAGCUACGUCUGGACGAGAGGGGAGGGUCGACAAACAGCGAAAGAGCAGACCGCUCCCCUCUUGUUGUCUCUCUGCAACAACGCCACCCAUCGGGUAGCUCUGCCAUUGUCGUGGAGGAAUCUGCUCGGCGGUGCGCGGACUGGAAACUCGCUUGACUGGACCACUUUCUGAGGCGAAAGCAAUCAGCGGCGGCGACAGCGGCGGCAGGCGGCGGGAAGAUUUUAGGGUUGCCGCGAAGAAAAGCAUGGACCCGGCGGAGUUCCAGCGCCGGAUCGCCGAGGCGCAGGCCUUGAAGGACGCGGCGGCGGCGGCGGCGUCAACCGCGGCCGCAACCACCCCCGCCACGACACCAAACGCCACUGCCGCUGCCGCCCCCGGUACCGCUGCCCCUCAGCAGGGCCAAUGGCAGCAACAACCCGGAGUGGCAGCAGCAGCAACAGAACCGCCUUCUGCUGCUGCGCCACCAGCUGCGUACCCAUACCCUGGCGCCACCGCCGCCGCCGCUCCGGCUGCUGCCGCCCCUGCUUCUUCUGCUUCUGCCAGCACGGGGUUUACGGCGACAACGCAGGCGGCGCCGGCGGCAGCGGCGGCAGCGGGGGGUCCUGCUGUGGCGGCGCCGGCGGCACCAGCGCCUGGGACGGGGGCGGCGGCGAUGGCAGCGCCGCAAGCAGCUCCCGCCGGGCUUGAUGCCGCCCAGCAGGCAAACCCAUGCCCAAGUUUGGCUUGA
Messenger RNA from Ectocarpus sp. CCAP 1310/34, 841 nucleotides. NCBI's taxonomy places the organism in Eukaryota, Phaeophyceae, Ectocarpales, Ectocarpaceae. The record is from the annotation of a GenBank genome assembly.